Messenger RNA from Myotis brandtii (Brandt's bat), 1555 nucleotides. RefSeq names its product NECAP endocytosis associated 1 (gene NECAP1). The transcript has 8 exons. Gene Ontology annotation, cellular component: clathrin vesicle coat; membrane. Gene Ontology annotation, biological process: endocytosis. NCBI's taxonomy places the organism in Eukaryota, Metazoa, Chordata, Mammalia, Chiroptera, Vespertilionidae. Bases 1 to 840 code for a protein of 279 amino acids. The record is from RefSeq and is a predicted model, not a curated record.
AUGGCGGCGGAGGUGGAGUACGAGUCCGUGCUGUGUGUGAAGCCCGACGUCAGCGUCUACCGGAUUCCGCCGCGGGCCUCCAAUCGCGGUUACAGGGCAUCUGACUGGAAAUUAGACCAGCCUGAUUGGACUGGUCGCCUCCGAAUCACUUCAAAAGGGAAGAUUGCUUAUAUCAAACUCGAGGACAAAGUUUCAGGGGAACUUUUUGCUCAGGCACCAAUAGAACAGCAUCCUGGUAUUGCUGUGGAGACAGUGACAGAUUCCAGCCGCUACUUUGUAAUCCGGAUCCAGGAUGGUACUGGACGUAGUGCUUUCAUUGGCAUUGGCUUCACAGAUCGGGGUGAUGCCUUCGACUUUAAUGUCUCUUUGCAAGAUCACUUCAAGUGGGUAAAGCAGGAAUCUGAGAUUUCCAAAGAAUCUCAGGAAAUGGACACACGCCCCAAGCUGGAUCUGGGCUUCAAGGAAGGACAGACCAUCAAGUUGAGUAUUGGGAAUAUUACAACCAAGAAAGGAGCCACUUCUAAGCCCAAGACUGCAGGCACUGGAGGCCUAAGCUUACUCCCACCCCCACCUGGAGGCAAAGUCACUAUUCCCCCACCAUCCUCCUCAGUUGCCAUCAGCAAUCAUGUCACUCCACCACCCAUUCCAAAAUCUAACCAUGGAGGUAGUGAUGCAGAUAUCCUUUUAGAUUUGGACUCUCCUGCUCCUGUCCCCACACCAGCACCAGCACCAGCACCAGGUCCAGUUUCUGCAAGCAGUGACUUGUGGGGAGACUUUAGCACUGCAUCCAGCUCUGUUUCAAACCAGGCACCACAGCCAUCCAACUGGGUCCAGUUCUGAAUAGCAUUGGCAGGAUAUUAAGGACAGACUUGAAGAAUAAAAUGACCUUGAGGGCACCAAUCUGUGAGGGAAGUUAGGAAUCUCUUCUUUCCCCAGAACCAAAAUUACUGGACAAUCUUUUUCAUAGCUUCUCCAUUGCGUUCAGGCUGGUUUAUGUCACUCCCCUAUGUUGUUAUUUGUACAGCCAAGAAAGUAUCUCUUAUCUCCUCUUCACUAUCAAGGCAGGGGAAUAGUAGGUCUUAUCAUACUGUGGCUGACUAUGAAGGGCUCCAAGGCCAGGGUUUCUGAGGGGGAAAUGACCUUUAACAUCUGCAACAUUUUUCUCCAUCUUUUAAACGCUUAAACAUAUUUCAGAAUCAUCUCAUGACCCUUGUGCGACUCUUUGUGAAGCCCUAUUUAGCAAUUUCAGGGGAGACUUCCUUUUCCACUCACCCAAGACUCUGAAAAUAGACAGAAUGACCUCAGUGUUUACAAAUACAGAAUUUUGAUAGAGAUAGGAAUGAAGAAAAACCUGUGUCUUGAGUCUCUGCUAUCUAUCCUCCAGGUUUAUCCUAUUCAGUGAACAUCUAGUGCUGGAUGAAGUUUCAUCACCCUCUCAUGUGUUUACAUGUCUCUUCCUAUGAUAAGAGGGUUGUGUUGGUGGCAUCUCCACUAUUCUUUUUAAAAAUAUAUAUAUUUUAUGAUUUUUUUUUUUUUUUUUAGAGAGGGAGAAGGA